Phytomonas sp. EM1 is the source of this 1092-nucleotide messenger RNA. The record is from the annotation of a GenBank genome assembly. Lineage: Eukaryota; Euglenozoa; Kinetoplastea; Trypanosomatida; Trypanosomatidae.
AUGGAUAGAAUAAGACCCCUGGCGGAACUCCCUAAUGGGAAAAAAAUAUACAGCAUAUGUGGGCAGAAAUUUGAGGUUAACCAACCCUACUACCUAACGAAGCAUAUUGGGGUUGGGGCGUAUGGAAUUGUAUGUUCUGCUCAGGUGGUCAACACGACGGAGAAGGUGGCAAUUAAGAAAAUACCCCGUGCCCUGGACGACCUCCGGGAAGGCAAGCGAAUCCUGCGCGAGAUGGAGAUCAUGGCGACGCUGAAGCACUCCAACCUCAUCCGACUCCAUCACUUCAUUCGCCCGCAGUGCAAGGAAACGUUUGAGGAUAUCUACCUCGUCAUGGACCUCUACGACACCGACCUCCACCGCGUCAUCAAAAGCGGUCAGAAGCUUACAACGGAGCACCAUCAGUACUUCAUGGUCCAGGCCUUCCGUGGCCUGCAUUACCUCCACUCCGCCAAAAUCAUGCACCGAGACCUGAAGCCGAGUAACAUCUUAGUCAACGCGGAUUGUGCCUUGGUGAUCUGUGACUUCGGGCUCGCACGGGACGACCAGCUGAAUCCGUCCACGGACCUCACGCAGUACGUCGUGACACGGUGGUAUCGCCCACCGGAGGUGCUUGGGAUGGGGUCCACGCAGUACACCAACGCGGUGGAUGUGUGGAGCCUGGGGUUGAUCUUCGCGGAGCUCGUCGUCGGGCGGACGUUGUUGCCUGGGUCGGAUUAUAUUAAGCAGCUGAUGUUGAUUAUGAACCUGCUGGGGACGCCGUCGGUGGAGGAUAUGGAGUUCUUGAGCGCGGAGGCACGCACGUUCUUGACGUCGCAGCCGAAGCACUCCGCACGACCGUUCAAGGAGCUGUUUCCGAUGGCCACCCCCGAGGCGUGCGAUUUGCUGUCCAAGCUGCUGGUUUUCCACCCCGCAAAGCGCAUUAGCGCGAAGGAAGUGAUUGAGCAUCCAUACUUUGAGAAAUUUCGGGAUCCCGCACAGGAGGCGGGGGCUGAGCACCCAUUUGUGUCGAAGUACAAUCGCGAGUAUACUGCAGAGACGCUUCGCGAUGCGCUCUGGGAUUUAAUUGUGACGAAUUCCCCAGAGAUUGGCUGA